Molecule: messenger RNA, 1826 nt
Organism: Anoplopoma fimbria (sablefish)
Lineage: Eukaryota; Metazoa; Chordata; Actinopteri; Perciformes; Anoplopomatidae
Product: zinc finger and BTB domain-containing protein 14-like
Biological process (GO): regulation of transcription by RNA polymerase II
Cellular component (GO): nucleus
Molecular function (GO): DNA-binding transcription factor activity, RNA polymerase II-specific; RNA polymerase II cis-regulatory region sequence-specific DNA binding; protein binding
Source: RefSeq, a predicted model, not a curated record
CAGACGAUCUCGGUGGAGUACCCGCUCCGGUGCUGUAGGUGGCGGCAAAACGACGCGGCGUUUCCUGUGAAGCCCGAUAGUCACAACAAGAGGAGGAAGAGGAAAAACGACAGCUCUGGAUCGUCGUCGACUGCCUUGCGUGACAACACAAGGAUCGCGUUCAGGGCUUCGGGUUGCUCCAAUUUGACCAGCAGCAUGUCUGAUUUGCUAAGAUAUAUCGACUAUGACCACAAAGCCACCUUCCUGAAGAUGCUCAACCAGCAGAGGAUGGAAGGUGAGCACUGCGAUGUGGUGGUGGUGGUGGAGAACAUCGAGUUCAGGGCUCACCGCUGUGUCUUGGCAGCCUGCAGCAACUACUUCAAGAAGCUCUUUAAGAAACAGAGCGACGAGGACAACUCCAUCGUGGAGCUGGACUUCAUCCGCUCCGACAUCUUUGAAGAGGUGCUCAAUUACAUGUACACGGCCAGGCUCGCCGUGAGGAAGAAGGACAUCAACAUGAUGAUGUCAUCCGGCCAGAUCCUGGGCAUCAACUUCCUGGACAACCUGUGCACCCAGAAACGCGAGCUGACCAACAUGAAGACCCGAGAGAACCAGGCUCCAGGUGACCACGGCAUGCGGGCUCAGGACGCCAUCCUGAAGGAGCUGGCCAUGGAGGAAGUGAGGAAGAACAGCUUCUACGACCAGGGGAUGGAGGGGAUGGGGCCCGGGGGCUCUCACGUGUCCCAGCCGCACAACUACAACACCAACUUGAGCAAAGACCCCCACAGCCACGGCUGGGGCUCCUCCUCCUCCAGCGACAUGAAGCUGGAGUACCUGCUGUACGGCCACCGCGACCACGGCUCUUGCCAGAGCACGGGCACCAAGCCCCUGGACCACAACGCCAAAAAGGAGCGGCUGCUCACGGCCAACCGCCCCUACGCCUGUGAGCACUGCCCCAAAGCCUUCACCACCGCCGCCCACCUCAAGGAGCACCUGAAGAUCCACUCCGGCUUCAAGCCCCACCGCUGCGUGGUGUGCGGCAAGGCCUUCAUCAGGGGCCCCGACCUAAAGAGGCACGAGAGGGUCCACAGCAACGAGAGGCCCUUCGCGUGCCAGAUGUGCGAAAAGGCCUUCAAGCACAAGUCUCACCUGAAGGACCACGAACGGCAGCCGGGGGAGCGGCCGUUCAACUGCGGCUCCUGCGAAAAGGCCUUCAUCAAAGCGUCGGAUCUGAAGCGCCACUGGAACACCAUGCACAGCGGCAACCCCCGCAGACAGAUGUCCCUGUCCCCCGCCGCCUCCCAGCACGGCCAGGCAGAGGCCGCCGACCAGAGAGACUGGAAAAUGGAGACCGGGCCACAUUCGCAUAACUCGGGGGACUGUUGAGCCUGACAAAACACACCAAAACACACUCAUACUGACACAUAGACGUGCACACAUGCGCAACAGUCACUUAAAAAAAGAAGAAACAUGUACACACACUGACACAACCACAACCCUGUGACAGGCCCGUGGCCCGAUGUCACAUGGACAAUGAUCGGAGUGAGUAACAAGAGACCAUAGCAUGUUCAUAAGACUGUGGGGCUGUAUUAUUAUUAUUAUUAUUAUUAUUCAAAAGAGUUAUGUCAAAACGAUGUUUUCUUUCCACCUGUAAAAUCAUGUAAAUGUUUAGUUCACUCUACUAUACGUAUAUUUUUCACAAAGCAUCGUUGCUAUGUAGACUGGGGGUUCUCAUAACAUUAAUUCUCUUUUACUUUUUAUGGGAUAUGUAACAUUUAAAUGUUUGUUUAACCUUUACUGGAUUUUUAUGGAGAUAAAAGAGAGAAACCGAGUGAUGGACGGGGAGG